AAGCAGCUGUGAGCUUUUGCGACACACCGAGACGUGAAAAUAAUGAUAUGUGGAUGUUUUAUGUUGAAAUAGCUGCUGGAUCUUUGUAGUUAUGUGGUCUUGGCAUCUAGUUGAUGGAUAGAUCGACAGACGGGUGAAUAGACUCUACGUGGGUGAUCGGACCGGUGUGCUAAACGGGUUCAGGAAGAUCUGUGCAGUUCUAAUAUGAGGAACGUCAUGCGUCCUUCUGGGUCGGCCCAACCUCAAUGGGUCUCCUGGCUCCAGCUCUUGUUUUUGCUGCACCUCUGUACCUGUUUACAAGCUCAGCUAUUAAAAACCACUAGAUGGCCGCUGUAUUCCGGCAAGCCUUUGCUGUUGGCCUGGAACGCCCCUACAGAAGACUGCAGACCUCGACAUGAAAUCGUCUUCCAGCUUGACCAAUUCCAGAUAGUAGCAUCGCCAAAUGAGGGCUUCACAAAGCAAAAUCUCACCAUCUUCUACAAGGAACGUUUGGGUCUGUACCCAUAUUAUGGGCCGGGCAACACUGUGGUCAACGGUGGGCUACCGCAGGCUGCUAGUCUCACUCAACACCUGGAGAAGAUGCCAGAAGGUCUCCUGAAGUACAUCAAAGACCCUAUGGCCAAAGGUCUGGCUGUGAUCGACUGGGAAGAGUGGCGGCCACUUUGGAUACGUAACUGGAACACUAAAGACAUUUAUCGUAAUCAUUCAAAACGGUCAGUCUUGAAGAAGAACCCAACCUGGUCUCAAGACCAGGUGACCAACGUUGCCCAGCAAGAGUUUGAGCUUUCUGCUCGUAAGUUCAUGUUGGAGACUCUCAAAUUUGCCAAAAGCUUAAGACCCAACCAACUUUGGGGGUUCUACUUGUUUCCUGACUGUUAUAACCACAAUUACCAAAGUAAACUGGAAAAUUACACAGGACGUUGUCCGGAUGUAGAAGUACAGAGAAACGACCAGCUAAAUUGGCUUUGGAUGGAAAGUACGGCUCUUUUUCCUUCGAUAUACCUGGUAGAAUUGCUGAAGGACAAGCAAUCCGGCCGACAAUUUGUACGGAACCGGGUCAAGGAAGGGAUGAGGUUGGCAUCUGUUGGAGACGGGCCGGCUAGGCCUGUGUUUGUCUAUACACGGCCCACUUAUGGAAGUGCUACUCCGGCCUCUAACGGUAACCCAUCUGAACUAUCAAUGCUGUCAGAGAUGGAUCUGGUAUCUACUAUUGGUGAGAGCGUGGCGUUGGGUGUAGCUGGCGUUAUUCUCUGGGGUGACUCCACCUAUGCAAGCAGUCUCGUGAGCUGUUCUCGUCUUAAAGAAUACCUGCAAGGACCGUUGAGUCGAUACCUGCAUAACGUAACGUCUGCUGCCGAGCAGUGCAGUCGGAAUCUCUGCGGAUUCCGCGGACGCUGUCUUCGCAAACAACAGGACACGGAUACGUACCUGCACCUCAGUCCGAACACCCGCACCAUAGAACUUAGCAAGAUAAGAGAGGAGUUCCAGUGUCAGUGCUACAACGGGUAUACAGGGGAAAACUGUAGCCAGAAAAAAACUGCGAACAGAGGUAUAGUGUUCUGGACCACCCGGUUGCAAGUUCUGCUGCUACCACUGUUGUUGAUGGGGUUUCUACAUUGAGGCAAGGGGGAGUUUGUUGGAACCACUCUUAAGAAGGAUAUGCAGGAACAUCUCUGACAGAGUUCUUUCUGUGAGGACAACGGCAGGAUGCAGUCUCUCAUUUUCAGAGAAGGAGUGAAACGGAGAAGUGGAAAACAAACAAGCGAACUUUGGGGAACUAUCUCUGCAGCUCAGCGGUGGUUUUGUUCAGAGAUCGCCCCCUGCUGCACGGGAGGCUGAACUGCAGGCAGGCAGAAUUCCGUUUUUGCUACUUAAUGGUUUGUGUAAAUGUCUGAGUGCCUUUUGUCUUAUAAAGAUGUGCUGUAUCUACAGGCCUUUUUUGCCUUCUUUUUAUCCACGUAUGACCUUAUUUUUGGCUGUGUCACAUGACCAGCUCUUUAAAAGGGACAAAUUGUGUUACUGUAACGCUGUUGUCUCGUUAAAAUGUCGUUGGGUGAAUUUCACAAAACCUGUCAAGAACGUGUCUGGGUCAUGUGGGCAGGGAGGGCAUAUAUUUUCUCAAAUAUUUUGGGUUCUCUCACAAUAGAUGCAUUUCCCCCGCAAUAAGUUUUGCAUUUCCUUGCAUUUAUUUUGGGUUCUGUCGCAAUAGUUUGAGUUACAUUACAAUAAGUUUUGCGUUCCUUUGCAAUUAUUUUCUAAUCCCUUGCAAUGGUUUCCAUUCACACUUAAUACGUUUUGCAUUUCCUCACAAUUAUUUUCUGUUCCCUCACAGUAAAUUUUGCAUUCCCACGCAAUUAUUUUGGGUUUCCUUGCAUUAGUUCUAUUAUAUCAAUAUACAAUUAUAAUAUACAUUUAUAUAUGCAUUAUAUAAACUAUACAAUUAUAGUUUAACAAUGGUCCCCUAGAAAUGAUUUGUUCCCUCGCAAAAGUUUGUUCCGUCUAAAUUAUUUUAGGUUCCCUCUCAAUAGUUUGUUCCCUCGCAAAAGUUUCCAUUCCCUCUAAAUUAUUUUGGGUUCCCUCAAUGGUUUUCGUUCACCCGCAGUAAGUUUUGCGUUCACUCUAAAUUGUUUUGGGUUUACUUGCAAUCGUUUCCGUUAUAUCACAAUAACUUUUGUGUUCCCUUGUAUUUAUUUUCUGUUCCCUGAAAAUUAUUCGAAUACAGCUUUAUCCAUCCCUUACAAAAAUGUACAGUUUUUUUUCUACAAUUAUAGUUUAUCAAUGAUAAUAGUUUCCGUUCCCUUGCAAUACGUUUUGCGUUCCCUCUCAAUACUUUUGUGUUCCCUCACAAAAGUUUCCGUUCCCACUUAAUAAUUUUUGCGGUCCCUUACAAUACGUUUUGGGUUCCCUUGCAAUUAUAUUGGGUUCAGAUACAUUUUUUCCCUCGCAAUAACUCUGUUUAACAAUAAGGAUUAUUAUUUUUAUGACCAUAGUAUUGGUUUUCCUGUAUUAUUACUAUGGUUUAACCACAAAUAUAAUGGUUAAAAUAUGGUUACUUUUAUAAAACCAUGGUAAAUUUUAUGGUUUUACUACAAAUACUAUAGUUGAACCAUAGUUACUGUAGUAAAACCAAGGAUAAUUUCUAAAAGGAUAAAUAAAGCUAUUGGAGGAAUGCUACAAUACUAUUUCAAAAAAUGAAUUCCCUGCCCAUCUACAAAUAUGAUUCUCAUUUCAUUUAGUAUGCUUCAUUUUUUAUGGAAAAUAUAAUUUCUUAUGUCCUACUUGAAAUAUGACCGGGAUACAUUCUUGACAUGACUUGACCACUGCUGGAUAGUGAGGGAUUUUUUGUCUUUUAACUCGCUUUGCCAAAAACAAUGAAUGUAAAUGUAAAGUCAGUGUAUUGCAGAGUUUUUUUUGCAGCUCAAAAAAAACAAAGAUGCCUUUUUUUCUGCCUGGUUUGCACAGAAAUAUUUUGAUUCAGAGAUUUCCCAUUUCAUUGCUAAACUUUGCAUUUCUGUUGUGUUUUACUUUUUUUGGUGUGGAAUAAACUGGAAAGGUUUCAGUGAAAUGUAAGGCGUCAUUUCAUGGUUAACAGGGUCUGCCAGAAAUGUUGUCAUGUGUAGUUUAAUGUGUAGUUUAAUGUGUCUUUAUAUGUGAAAUUCUGUUGGAAUUGAACGAUGUGACUUUUGGUCUAUUUCGGGUUGGUUUUCCUGUUGUUUUUACAUUGUAGUGCCUGUAAAUGAUUCUGCAUUUGUGUCCCUUAAGAAUAGGAAAUCCAAAAACCCGAGAGCUGUUGAGGUUUAUUAUUAAUUGUCAUUUUUCAUAUAGCGUCAUACCAAAUUGUGCUCGUGUUGUCCAGGGCCGGAGUGACUUGUAUAACUUGAAUACAAGAGCUUUUAUUGUCAUGAUGAAAUGUGUGAUCGGGUGUUUGGUGAAUGAUCCUUGUGAAUUGUUUUGAAAUUGAUUGUUUGAUAUUUUUUACAAUAAAUCUUUAUAAGAUUUAAAAUCUCCCUGGUGAAGGUGUAAUUUACUCUCACAAUGACUCCAGAAAUGUGUCUGCUACA
Xyrauchen texanus (razorback sucker) is the source of this 4061-nucleotide messenger RNA. Its product is annotated as hyaluronidase-2-like. Gene Ontology annotation, molecular function: hyaluronoglucuronidase activity; hyalurononglucosaminidase activity. The record is from RefSeq and is a predicted model, not a curated record. The transcript is spliced from 4 exons. Bases 205 to 1620 code for a protein of 471 amino acids. NCBI's taxonomy places the organism in Eukaryota, Metazoa, Chordata, Actinopteri, Cypriniformes, Catostomidae. Gene Ontology annotation, biological process: carbohydrate metabolic process; hyaluronan catabolic process.